AUGUUCGCCGACCGAUCUACUAUUCAAUAUAAAUGCUCAGGAUCUGGCAUUCGCUAUAAAUGCUCAGGAUCUACUAUUCAAUAUAAAUGCUCAGGAUCUACUAUUCAAUAUAAAUGCUCAGGAUCUACUAUUCAAUAUAAAUGCUCAGGAUCUACUAUUCAAUAUAAAUGCUCAGGAUCUGGCAUUCGCUAUAAAUGCUCAGGAUCUACUAUUCAAUAUAAAUGCUCAGGAUCUACUAUUCAAUAUAAAUGCUCAGGAUCUACUAUUCAAUAUAAAUGCUCAGGAUCUACUAUUCAAUAUAAAUGCUCAGGAUCUACUAUUCAAUAUAAAUGCUCAGGAUCUACUAUUCAAUAUAAAUGCUCAGGAUCUACCAUUCGCUAUAAAUGCUCAGGAUCUACUAUUCAAUAUAAAUGCUCAGGAUCUACUAUUCAAUAUAAAUGCUCAGGAUCUGGCAUUCGCUAUAAAUGCUCAGGAUCUACUAUUCAAUAUAAAUUCAGGAUCUACCAUUCAAAAGGAACCCUCGGGAUUUAA
Penaeus indicus is the source of this 531-nucleotide messenger RNA. RefSeq lists its product as uncharacterized. The coding region runs from base 1 to 531 and encodes 176 amino acids. NCBI's taxonomy places the organism in Eukaryota, Metazoa, Arthropoda, Malacostraca, Decapoda, Penaeidae. The record is from RefSeq and is a predicted model, not a curated record. The transcript is spliced from 2 exons.